This is a messenger RNA of Aureobasidium vineae, 315 nucleotides long. Lineage: Eukaryota; Fungi; Ascomycota; Dothideomycetes; Dothideales; Saccotheciaceae. The record is from the annotation of a GenBank genome assembly.
AUGAAACUGGCCCUGCCAUUUGGCGCUCUCCUCUUCGAUACAAUCAUUUCGUCCUAUAACAUUCAACUGCCCUAUACUCCAAAGCAAGAACACGACACCCUGCGCACCCAGAAGACGCUCGCUGGUGUAGUCGCGAUAGUACUGCUUGUUGGCUGUGUUCUUUACGAGCAGAUACAGGCUGGCUCUAACUACCGUCCUCUGGGGUUCAACGAGUUUUGCGGUCUGGCGGCCAAGGGCUGUGUUGAAGGUGUGGUUGUACUGGCCAUGUUGAGGUCAGUGCUAGAAGGGUAUAGGCGACUCACCUCGAGCAAGUGA